This is a messenger RNA of Staurois parvus, 552 nucleotides long. The record is from the annotation of a GenBank genome assembly. NCBI's taxonomy places the organism in Eukaryota, Metazoa, Chordata, Amphibia, Anura, Ranidae.
AGAAGCCACAGCGGUAAUACUCUGUACAAGGUCUCGGUUACAGCUCGGGAUGAUGUGCCAGGAUUCGGGCCAGCUCUGCCAAAUCCUGCCGUGUUUCAAAAGAACCAGCAGUUUCGAGAAUUUCUUCUCACUAAAUUGAUCAAUGCUGAAGUUAGCUGCUACAAAGCAGAGAGGUUCUCCAAGCUUCAGGAGCGAACACGCAGCUGCCUCAUGGACACUCUGUAUGAAGAACUCUUUCUGCACAGUCAGACAGUCCUGGGGACUAUGGAGGAGAAUUCUGGGGACAAGAUGGAAAACUCCUUAGUGGUUUCCUGGAGAACUUUAAAACCUUUUCUCUGUCUCUGCGGAGUCCCCAGCGUUCUCGUGACGCUCUCUCACGUGGGUGUAGAAGUAGCAGCAUUGCCAUUGAGAGCGUCUCCGAGGAGAAAAGAAAUCUGACAAACCAGACUUUGGAGUUCUGCCGAAAACCAAUGCCGUCCUACUCCUCGUCCAAUAGCAGCAGCUUCUGCAGCGCACAAGGCAGCGAGAGCUCCCCAGAGGACAAGAUAACGG